Cladocopium goreaui is the source of this 8631-nucleotide messenger RNA. The record is from the annotation of a GenBank genome assembly. Lineage: Eukaryota; Dinophyceae; Suessiales; Symbiodiniaceae.
AUGCAGACUCGAAUAAGAAGCGUUCCGGACCAGCAGGCUCCUGGUGGUUCGGAAUUCCGAAUCGUGACGAAGGCUGUUUGCCUUGAUCCUCAGCAGGCCGCUGAAAAAAGUAGCGGUGCCUUUCAGCUCUUCAUCUGGCUGAUUGCCGAUUCCACCGCGUUUACUUCGGAUGUCCGAAGUAUCUGGCUGAACUUACCGCUUUGGCAUCGCAGGAGAGAUACGGUGACCAACGGGAAGGCGACCAAGAUUCAACUGUUCAACUUCUCCACUCCGCAGAUGCGGGCAUUCCACAUGUCGUGGUUUGCUUUUUUCCUGUGCUUCUUUGCCUGGUUUGGCAUCGCACCAUUGAUGAGCUUUGUGCGAACCGAACUCGACUUAUCAAAGCAGCAGAUUGGUUGGCUUGUCAUCGGCUCGGUGGCCGUCACCGUAUUGGCCAGACUCCUCAUCGGAUGGCUCUGCGAUCGGAUUGGAAUGACGCAGCUCGUGAUGCCGCUUCUCUUCGCCCUGAUGGUUGGAACCAUCGGCUUCAGCGAUGCAAUGGGCUGGCGGAUGUCGAUGGUCGUUGCGGGUAUUCUCUGUGCCUUGACCGGAGUCGCCUAUUGGUUCUUCACACAAGAUACACCCGAGGGCAACUUCGACGAAUUGCGUGCCUCCGGGAAAAUGCCCGACAAGAAAUUCGUUAAGGGAACUUUUCAAGAAACCUGUCGCGACUCCCGGGUAUGGGCCCUGUUUGUGAUCUAUGGUGCCUGCUUCGGUGUCGAACUGACGAUCAACAACAUCGCCGCAUUGUACUUUCUCGACUACUUCGAUUACUUCAAGUCGAUGGACGCACUGAAGGCGGCCAAGAUAGCCGGGCUCUGUGCCGGAUUGUUCGGUCUGAUGAAUCUCUUCGCCCGUACGCUUGGUGGAUAUGUGGGUGAUGUGUUCGGUAAGCGUUGGGGACUGUCGGGCCGUGUGAGAUGGCUUUUCAUCGCGGUUUGCUUUGAAGGGCUGUUCUUGAUGCUCUUCUCGCAGAUGAACGUUCUGAUGCUGGCCCUUCCCGCCAUGUUGCUGUUCAGCUUGUUCGUCCAAAUGUCUGAAGGUGCCACGUUCGCCGUGGUGCCGUUCGUCAACAAACGAGCACUCGGCUCGGUGGCGGGCAUCGUAGGCGCCGGGGGAAAUGCCGGGGCGGUUGCGGCCGGGUUUUUAUUCAAAGCCCAGGCGAUUAACUGGCCUACCGCUCUGCUGAUCUUGGGAGCGAUGGUCACGGCCAGCUCGUUCCUCACCUUUGCCGUACGGUUUAGUGCCGAGGCCGAAACUGAAGUGCUCAAGGAGACGGCCUCCUCGCUGGAAGAAACCGGAGCUGUCCUUGUUCUCAUGGCCAAUCAAGUGCUGGAACACGAGGGUGUCGACGAGCGGCAAUCGCUCGGUCUGAUCGACCUCCUGUUACAAGAGCAGCACGAGUUGACCGCCGUUGAACGUUUCUCGCAGGUCCAUGCUGAACUUGAAACCCCCGUGGGGGAGAAGUACUACCGCGAUCUAAUCCCCACGGGUCUUCCUGGCGAGGGCGAGCAAUUCGCCUUCGAAGUCGAUCUCGAUGCUUGUUCGGGUUGCCAGGCAUGCGUGGCGGCCUGCCACAAUUUGAACGGCUUGGAAGAGAACGAGCUGUGGCGAAACGUGGGCCAGCUUGUCGGUGGCUCGACCAAGCUACCCGUGGUGCAGCAUGUGACCACCGCUUGUCACCACUGCGUUGAGCCGGCGUGUUUGAAGGGAUGCCCGGUUGAGGCGUACGAGAAAGAUCCCGAAACAGGAAUCGUGCGCCAUCUCGACGAUCAGUGCAUCGGUUGCCAGUACUGCACGCUGCAGUGCCCUUAUGAUGUACCGGUCUACAGCAAGUCGAAGGGGAUUGUUCGCAAGUGCGAUAUGUGCCAUCAGCGGCUCUCCGUCGGUGAGGCUCCCGCGUGUGUUCAGUCGUGCCCCAACGGCGCCAUUCGAAUUCGCAUCGUCAACCAAGAAGCAGUGCGUGAGGAGUGCGAACUCGAUCCGUUCCUGCCCGGCACUCCCGACCCCAGCAAGACUAUCCCGACUACACACUACAAGACCGAUCGUGUCUUGCCGCGCAACGUCUUGCCGGCCGACUACUUCAGUGUGCAACAAGCUCACGGUCACCUUCCGCUGGUGAUCAUGUUGGUGCUCACGCAAAUGUCGGUUGGAGCUUUCUUCGUCGAAUACGCGAUGCAUUCGUUCCUAGGUUGGCUAGGUGCUGAUGUGGCCGCAACGGUUCGUCCGGUUCAUCUGGCUGCCGCUUUGGCGCUGGGGAUGUUGGGGCUGGGGGCGGCCAUCUUCCACCUGGGCCGACCUUUCUAUGCCUAUCGAGCGCUGCUGGGGCUGCGAACUUCGUGGCUCAGUCGCGAGAUUCUGGCGUUCAAUGUGUUUGCCGCGGUGGCCACGCUGUACGUGGCAGCGGCUUCGCUUGACUUGGUCGGAUAUCACGUUCCGUUGGCAUGGCAGAAAGCCAUCGGCGCGGCCGCGUCGCUGUCCGGAGUAAUGGCCGUGAUGUGUUCGGUGAUGAUCUACGUUGAUUGUCGUCGACCUUUGUGGACUUUGGGACGCACGACGGCAAUGUUCCUGCUGACAUGUUUGAUCUUGGGGCUGCCUAUUUCAUUGUUACUGUCUUUGUUGGCCGCAUCGGCAGUUAGUGAUCUGAGUAGUGCAGCCGUGAUGUCGCAGUACGGCACGAAGCUAUGCCGCACCUUGGUGGCAGUCACCACGUUGAAGCUGCUUUUAGAACUCGGCAUUUUUGCUCAUCUACGAGAUUGGCAGUACACGGCCCGUCGUCGCACGGCGCUGCUCCUGAUCGGGGAACUUCGCAAGCCCACCAUGCAACGCUUCGCGUGUGGAUUGGUCGGUGGCAUUGGGAUGCCUCUGGUCUUGAUGGCUGGCACGGUUGGGUCCGCUGGAACCUACCAGACCGCGUUUUAUCUCCUCGCCGCUACGACCUCCGUCGCGAGGGCCGACCCGAUGAGCACCGUAAAUACUCCCACUAUCGCCGGCGAAUCGCUACGAGCGAAUUCACUGCUUCGCGCUUACAGUGGCACGUUAACGCAAGACUUAGUCUUAGAACCCGGCAAGUUUGGUCUGGGAAAAGUGCCCAGCAAGCUGAAACCAGAUGCCACCACGCAAAUGGUGUGUGGUUUUUGUUCGACCGGAUGCGGGUUGAACGUUCACCUUCGUGAAGGUGAAGCGACGAACCUCACCCCUGCCGCAGAUUAUCCCGUCAAUCGUGGGAUGGCUUGCCCCAAGGGGUGGGAAGCCCUGUCGGUGCUGAAGUCGGCCGAUCGUGGAACCACGCCGCUGUUGCGCGACGAUCGAGGGCGGAUGCAACCGGUCGACUGGCAGACCGCGAUGGACGAGUUCUGCGGGCGGUUGAAAAGUAUUCAAGCCAAGUAUGGCAACGAGUCGGUGGCAUUUCUCAGCACAGGGCAGAUUCCUACUGAAGAAAUGACCUUCCUCGGGUCGUUAGCCAAAUUCGGUAUGGGAAUGCGACACGGCGACGGCAACACGCGUCAGUGCAUGGCCACGGCCGUGGUGGCCUACAAACAAGCCUUCGGCUUCGACGCCCCGCCGUAUACCUAUCAAGAUUUCGAAGAAUCGGACGUGCUGGUUUUCGUGGGCUCGAACCUGUGCAUCGCCCACCCCAUCAUGUGGCAGCGGGUGUUGGCCAACAAGCACAGCCCCGAGAUCAUUGUUCUCGACCCUCGCCGCACCGAAACGGCGAUGGCCGCCACGCAGCAUAUACCACUGCGGCCGAAGUCGGAUCUGGCCUUGCUCUAUGGCUUGGCUCACAUCCUGAUUCGCGACGGACUGAUUGACGCGGAAUACAUUGCUGAGCAUACCUCGGGAUUCGAGGAGUUCUCCCAGCACGUCGAGAAAUUCACGCCGGAGUACGUCGCUUCGAUUAGCGAUAUCCCUGUCGAACAGCUAGAGAAGGUUGCCCAAACGAUUCACGCCGGUAAGCGGGUUUCGUUUUGGUGGACGAUGGGGGUGAAUCAAAGUUACGAAGGCGUUCGCACAGCGCAGGCGAUCAUCAAUCUCGCCUUGAUGACGGGCAACAUCGGUCGACCCGGCACGGGGGCGAACUCGAUCACCGGUCAGUGCAAUGCGAUGGGUUCGCGGCUGUUCAGCAACACCACGAAUCUGUUGGGCGGGCACGACUUCGCCAACCCCGAGCAUCGCCAGAAGGUGGCCGACAUUCUCGGGAUCGAUCCGGUCGUAAUCCCAGACAAUUCCGGAUACGCCUACAACGAAAUCAUCGAGGGUAUCCUGCGAGGCCGCAUCAAGGCACUGUGGGUCAUCUGCACCAAUACGGCCCAUUCGUGGAUCAACCAGAACACCUGUCACGAGAUUCUGGACCGACUCGACUUUCUGGUGGUUCAGGAUAUGUAUUCGACCACCGAAACGGCCCGUCGGGCCGAUCUCUUCUUGCCGGCCGCCGGCUGGGGGGAGAAGGCGUUGUCCGACUUUUCCAUCUUCAGGCUGAUUGCCGACUCGUGGGGUUGUGGCGAAAUGUUCGCCGAAUGGACCACGCCGGAGAGCGUGUUUAACAAGAUGAAACAACUCUCCGCCGGACAGCCGUGCGACAUCACAGGCAUCGACGACUAUCGCAUGCUGGACGAGUGUGGCGGGAUUCAAUGGCCGUUUACCGAGGGAGAUCGUCAGGAGAAGGCCCAGUCUGACUGUGAAGAGUCGACAGCCGAAAGCGAACUGGAUCGUUGGCAGCAGCGGCGGCUUUUCGCCGACGGGAAGUUCUGUCAUCCCGACGGACGGGCGAAGUUUCUCUUCGAAGACCCCGGUCGCAUGCCGGAAGAACCAAGUGAGAAGUUCCCCUACCUCCUACUAACCGGACGUGGAUCUGCGGCGCAAUGGCAUACGCAGACCCGUACCGCGAAGUCACCGGUUCUCCGUCGGUUGGCUCCCGAGUACGUCUAUUUGGAGAUGAAUCCCGCUGACGCCAAGCGAGAGGGGAUUCGACCGAAUCAAGACUUGAUCGUCGAAUCGCAGCGUGGACGGAUCCGCGCGAAAGUCUUCGUGACACCAACGGUGCAGCCAGGGCAACUGUUCAUUCCCAUGCACUACCACGUAACGAACAAGCUAACGCAUGCCCAUUUCGAUCCCUAUUCCAAACAGCCUUCGUACAAGGACUGCGCGGUCCGCCUGCGACGUGUGGGCUUUUCGGAAGAGCAACUCGAAUACCUGGGUAAUCUCCUCGACCAGCUCGACUUGACCGCGGUGCUUAAACCAACGCCACCGAGCGAUGGAACCUCGGGUAAACCCCAGGCAGUAUACGGAACGCCCUUGGAGGACCUGUGCAGUCAGGAACUUUGGAAACUGGAGGAGCAUCCCGACGAACUGUGGCCCAAACUGCGUGCGCAUGCAGCCGCGGGAAAGAUGCCCGAGGGUGGCGAUGCCUUCAUGUUCAAGCACCACGGUCUGUUCAAUGUAGAACCUGCUCAACCUGGGUUCAUGUGUCGUCUACGGAUUCCCGCGUGCAAGCUCACGGCCGACCAACUUGCUGGGCUUGGCGACUUGGCGGAAGAGUUGGCAGGCGGUUACUCCCACGUUACCACUCGCGGGAACUUACAGGUUCGUGAGAUUGCCCCCAAGAACAUCAUUGAGUUGCUGGAACGUCUGUAUGAUCUGGGGCUUACCAGUAAGGGAAGCGGUGCCGACAGUGUGCGAAACAUUACCUGCAACCCCACGGCUGGCUUCGACCCGCAGGAACUCAUCGAACUCAGCCCUUAUGCCGUUCGCCUGCAUCAUCACAUUCUCAAUACUCCGUCGCUGCAUGGAAUACCUCGCAAGUUCAACAUUGCAUUCGAUGGGGGGGGCACGAUUUCUUCGGUGGCCGACACCAACGACAUCGGGUUUGUUGCUCAACGAGUUUCGGAGGAGUACCUCGACUCACUUCCUGAGAUUCGUGAAGUGGCUCCCGACGGAAUCGUAUGCCGUAUUCUCCUUGGUGGUAUCACAGGGCAUCGCGACUUCGCUAUUUCUGCGGGCUUUGCCUGCACCCCAGGGCAGACGCUCGAUGUGGCGUUGGCCAUCUUGCAGGUGUUCAUCGAAAAUGCCGACCGCACCAACCGCAAGAAGGCUCGGCUGAAAUACCUUCUGGAUGCGUGGGGCCACGAAAAAUUCACGCUCGAAGCUGAAAAGCGAUUGAACUUCGGCUUGUUGCGACUUCCUGAGGAGGCCCUCGAGCCCCGCGGGGCAAUCGACCGGCAGGGUCACGUUGGCGUUCACCCGCAGUUGGGAACCGAUCUGCACUACUUGGGCGUGUCGCUCACGCUGGGGCGGAUGACCGGCGAGCAAAUGCGCGGUCUGGCCGAGGUGUCCAAGCAGUAUGGCAGAGGCGAUCUGAGGCUAACCGUUUGGCAAAACGUGCUCAUUCCGCAUGUGACCAAAGAGAACAUCGAGCCGGCCGUUGCGGCGAUUCGUCGUUUGGGCUUCGAUGUUUCGGCUUCGUCUUUUUCGGCGGGCGUAGUGGCUUGCACGGGAAGGUUCGCAUGUCAGUACGCUUCUACCCAUACGAAAGAACAUGCUCAGGCCGCUGUGGUUCACCUGCAGGAGCGGUUUCAACUCGAUCAGCCGAUCAACAUCCAUCUCACCGGUUGUGUGAAUAGCUGCGCGCAACACUACAUCGGGGAUAUCGGGCUGUUGGGGGCCUCGACUGAGGACGGUCGCGAGGCCUAUCAGGUUUUCCUCGGCGGCGGCUGCGAUCGAGAUCAAGGUGUCGCUAGCUUUCUACACGGUCCUGUGCCAGCCGACGAACUGAAUGUCUUUCUCACCGGCGUCAUUGCAACAUACCUGUCUCGCCGCGAACCAGAAGAAUCGUUUCUUUCGUUCGUGCGGCGGCAUGACAGCAAAGUUUUACAAGAAAUGUUUCUUUCGCCGCAGGCUGUCUAUCUCGGAAAGCAAACGGCGGCGCGAGCGUUGACUGAAACUUCCGAUGUGGCGACCUACAAGAUUCAACAACCGGUCGUUUCCAACCAACAUAAGGCCAACGCACCAGGUGCUCCGCUGACCAUCGCCUAUGGCUCGCAGUCGGGUAACGGCGAGGCGUUAUCGAAAGAUCUCCGCAAAACAGCUCGCAACCGGGGGUUCGGUCCCAAUGUGUGCUCAUUGGACGAGUUGGAUUUCGGGGCACUCGAAGAUAUUCAGCAUUUACUGAUUAUCUGCUCUACUUUCGGGGAGGGUGAUCCGCCAGAUAACGCCAAAAAGUUCACCGCUUGGUUGAUGUCAGACGCUGCCCCUCAGUUGCCAAACCUUCAUUACAGCGUCUGCGCACUGGGCGAUCAAAGCUACACGUUCUAUUGCAAGGCUGGUAUCGAUAUCGACCGGCGGUUGCAAGAACUGGGUGCCACCCGGGUUGCCGACUGUGCACUGUGCGAUGUCGACUACGAUGAUGCGUUCGCAACGUGGAAGGAAGCGGUCUUCACUCACGAGUCGAUGAUCGAAGUUGCCAAGGACGCCGGCGGGCAAUUGAUUGAAGCGGAAGAAGUCGAUGAAGCCUCGAGCCCGGUGAGUUGGACUAAGACGAACCCCUUUGCGGCUACGUUGCUGAAAGUGCAAAACUUGAACGGCCCCGGCUCGGCGAAAGAGGUGAACCAUGUGGAGAUCAGCUUAGCCGGGUCAGGAUUGGAGUACGAAGUCGGAGAUGCGCUGGGGCUGUGGCCAGUGAAUUGUUUUGAGAGCGUGCAGGAUAUUCUUGACGCCGGAGGGUUCUCUGGCGAAGAGUGUGUCACGUUCAAGGGGCAACAGUGGCCCCUUCGAGCGGUCUUGUUGCGAAAGUGCGAUCUGCAUGUCCUCACCCCGGCGGUGCGUGAGAAGCUGGAGCUGCCCGUCGAAGAAGACUGGUUACGGGACCGGCACUUGAUCGAUCUUCUAACGGAGUUCGCACCCACGGUUGAUGCGCAAACGCUGGUCGAUUCGCUGCGUCCGUUACAGCCGCGGCUGUAUUCGAUUGCGUCCAGCCCGAAGGCCCAUCCCGAGCAGGUGCAUUUAACCGUGGGCGCCGUGCGAUACUCGAUGCACGGUCGCGAUCGACAGGGGGUCGCCUCGACGUAUCUCGCCGAUCGACUCAACCCAGGCUGUUCGGUCGAAGUCUAUCUGCAGAAGUCGGCCCACUUUCGUUUGCCCGACGAUCCCAAGGUGCCGAUCAUCAUGGUUGGGCCCGGCACGGGGAUCGCACCCUUCCGCGCGUUUCUGGAAGAACGAAUGGCCGUGGGUCGCGCCGGGAAGUCGUGGCUUUUCUUCGGUGAUCAGCACGAAGACUGCGAUUUCCUCUACCGCGAUUGGCUGUUGGGCUGUUGCGAAGACGGUUCGCUUACGCGUCUUGAUGUGGCUUGGUCGCGCGAUUCAGAAGAGAAAGUCUAUGUGCAGCACAAGAUGCUGGAGGCCGGGGCCGAACUUUUCGCCUGGCUGGAAGAGGGAGCCCACUUUUACGUCUGUGGCGACGCUUCGCGGAUGGCUCACGACGUCGACUCCGCGCUAAAGAACAUCAUCGCCCGUCACGGCGGUAUGAGCAUCGACUCGGCCGCAGAGUAUGUCGAUCGGCUUAGUGCCGAACACCGCUACCAGCGUGAUGUGUACUAA